AAUAAUAUUUCAACAUAGUACCGAGAUUGUUUGUCAAAAAUUUUACAGUUAAAAAUAGCUAACUAUUAGACCUGACUCUCUUUGAACCUUACCCUCUCUUCAUAAUCUCAGUACCUUUUCCCACCCUGUGAGCAUUAGAGUACCGGCAUGUACCGUUGUAUUGGUGUGGUAUAUGCAUGACCUGAAGAGAAAUUUGCUCCCCACCGCUAUCAAAGGACCAAACGUUGAAAAUCAUUGGGGUACCUUUGCAAAUGUUUGUCUACCUAAUCCAGUAACGGAAUAAGAGUCUUAACGACAGGAUCAACUUGGUACAAGUGACAGUUAUAUUCUUACAUUUAUGUGAUUUCUUUUCAAAUAAGUGGAUAAUUGUGUUGACUUGUUGAUUAGAAGUCUAAUUCGGAUUAUUUAAUCAUGGAUCAUCAACAACAAAAUAAUAUGCCGUACGUUGAAAUUUUAGAGCAACCGGCUAAUAAAGGUAUUCGAUUUAGAUAUGAAUGCGAAGGACGUUCUACAGGAUGUAUUCCUGGAGAAAAUAGUGAACCUGAGAAGAAAACAUUUCCAAGUAUCAGAAUUGUAGGAUAUGAAGGACGUGCCGUGAUCGUUAUUUCAUGUGUAACAAAAGAUGAACCAUACAUGCCUCAUCCUCACAGCAUUGUUUCUAAAGAAAUGUGCAGUCAAGGGGUUUGCACGGUAGAACGUUAUACCGAUCAGGAGCCAAUAGUCUUUCCAACUUUAGGAAUUCAAUGUGUGAAGAAAAAGGACAUUGCAGAAGCUCUACAGCAACGGAAAAAAGCACGCGUUGAUCCUUUUAAAACUGGUUUUGAUAUUAAUCCUAUAACACUUGAUUUGAGCGCUGUUCGAUUAUGUUUUCAAGUCUUUCUCCAAGGGCGAAAUGGAAAAUUUCAGAUCCCAUUGAAACCAGUUGUUUCAAAUCCAGUUUAUGAUAAAAAAACUUUGAAUGAAUUGGUGAUUUGCAAACUUAGUCACAGCAGUGCUCCAACAGAUGGAGGGAUGGAAAUGAUACUUCUAUGUGAAAAAGUUGUCAAGGAUAACAUUCAAAUAGUAUUUUUCGAAAUGAAGAAUGAUAAAAUGGUUUGGCGAGACUUUGGAGUAUUUACUCCAAGCGACGUUCACAAGCAGACAGCGAUUGCUUUUAGAACUCCUCGGUACCCAAUUGUAGAUGUGCCUAAUCCUGUACAGGUAUAUAUCCAACUGAGGAGACCUUUGGACGGUACCACAAGUGAACCUAUGCCCUUCACACUCAUACCACUUGAUACAGUUGGCAAGGAGAUAGCAAAUUCACUGAAACGCAAACGACAAAAGUACAAUACAUCGGAAGUAAUGGACUCACAGAUUUACAAUCAGCCUGGCUGUAAGUCCAUGUGUCCCAAUCAAGGAGCAAAUGCGGUUGCUACGACCAAUGUAACUCACUUACACCAGACUUCACCAAAUGAACCUUACAGAAUAAAAUUGCUCAAACAACUGCAAGCUGAAGCAGAUAGUAGAAGAGAUAUUGAAAUGAUAGACAGACGAUUAAAUCAACAAAGUGUUGUGAAUAAUAAUAGAGCAGAUGCACCGGAAUUCACUCUUCGAAAUGUUGUUCCUUCUAUUUUUCCUGCUCGUUUUACGUACAAUGCAAAUAAUAAAUGGCAUAAUGCAAAUAAUCAGGCAUCACAAUACCAGAGUAGAGAUACAUCAAAUCAAUAUCAGAAUAGAGAGGAAUCGCAUCAAUACCAAAAUAGAGAUAUAUCGAAUCAGUAUCAAAAUGGAGAUGCAUCAAAUCAAUAUCAGAAUAAGGAUAUGUUCGCUCAAUACCAGAAUAGAAAUGCACAGCAACCAGUUGUUCAACCUAAUCCUCAAUGUAUUCCAACCAACCCUGGACGAUCAAUGCCACCACCACCAUCAGCAUCAUCAUCAUCACUUGGUAUUUCGUUACUUCCUAUUCAAAGACAAAUUGAGCAAUCAAAUAAUCAGAAUCAAGGGCCAACACUUUAUAGGAUACAAAAACCCAUGGCUGAUAAUAACAUAUUAGAUAAUAUUCCAUCACCGAUGGAUUUCAAUAGCAAUAGCCUUAACUUUGACGUAAAUCCAUUAGAUGUUUUAAAGGAAUUGAAUUCUGAAGAUUUGGCUGGUUUAUCUGAAACUUUCUCGGCAAGUUUUUCACUUGCAGAUCCACUUGAGUUUGAAAGGAUUAAGAAUCUGUGAUCGAGAAACGGAAAAUUUGAUAAAUAUUGUUCUAAAUGAAAGUUAUAGUUCUAGAAACUAGACUCCAAUCAUUGAUUAAAUAAUAUUGUCAAUGAUAAUUUGAUUAGAUCAAAUUUUAAUCUCAUGGAUAACUAUAAUUUGUGACAAAUAUUAUCUUGAUUACUCAUUCUCUUGUUGAAAUUAAUUAGAAAACCAACUAUUAAGAGAUGAUGAAAUACUAUUUUUGAUAAAAAUUUAUCAUACUUGUAUAUAAGAAAAUUAACAACUAUAGCAAAUAAAUUCUAAUUAUUA
Chelonus insularis is the source of this 2496-nucleotide messenger RNA. Its product is annotated as putative transcription factor p65 homolog. Gene Ontology annotation, molecular function: DNA-binding transcription factor activity, RNA polymerase II-specific; RNA polymerase II cis-regulatory region sequence-specific DNA binding. Lineage: Eukaryota; Metazoa; Arthropoda; Insecta; Hymenoptera; Braconidae. The coding region runs from base 412 to 2205 and encodes 597 amino acids. Gene Ontology annotation, cellular component: cytoplasm. The transcript is spliced from 10 exons. Gene Ontology annotation, biological process: response to cytokine; canonical NF-kappaB signal transduction; innate immune response. The record is from RefSeq and is a predicted model, not a curated record.